AAAGAGAUGGGGAGAGAGAGAGGGAGAGAGAGAGAGAGAUGGGGAAAGGAAGAGGGUGAGGAAGAGAGAGUAAAGCAGUCAGCAUCUCAGCUUUGAGAGAAUUCAGAGGUGGGGGAUUAGAGGAAGAAGAAGGAUGAAUGUGAGGUGAUUGAGUCAGGAAUCAUCAACUGUUCGUCCACUCGUCCACAUGCAGCCGGUGAUUUUCUUUCUGUCAGAGAGAAACAGGAGACAAAACAGCCGGUCGGAAGGAAAGGAAAAAAAAAAGACCGGGGAGAGAAACGGGCAGUAACGUGGAGAGGGCAGACUGCUCUCUUCUCUGUCUCUGAAGAUCAUGCGUGUGAGCGUAACAUCACACACUAGACGACCAUGUUCUGCCUGAGAACAGACGUGUCCGUGGCCACUUCCAGCACUCACCACCAGGUCGGGGUUGCGGGGGGGGAUUUCAUGUGGAGCAGAUUUCCACUGGAUUUCACACAGGAGCGUGUUUUUACGAAAAUCGGCAUCUGACGAAGCUUUCGUGCCUGAGAAAGUUUGGAUGCUCAAAAGAUCACUUUCCCGUCACGAUUCUAGAUUUUGGAACAGGAUUUGUGGCGUUCCUCUGCCCGUCCACCUUUUUUGGCGAUGCUGGUUCUAAGAUUAAACCCAUGAAACAAAGUGGAGUUAACUGACCAUGUGCUGUAAUGAUCGGAUCAAAAUAGUUGCCUUUUGAACAGCUUAGUCAACUAAAGCGUGCUUCAGUUGGACGAGUUUCGUUGGUUGUGGAAGUGGAAAUAUUGUUUUUUGUUUUUUUUGCAACAAAGUUGAACUUUUUUAUAAUUCUUGGUGAAUUUCGUAGUUUUACAUUUUUAUCUUAAUGUUCUAUUACGUGUUAUUGUCUAGUUUGAUGAUGGUCGGCUUAAAAAAUUGGAUGGACCUUGAGGGAAAUAGUUUACCAGAGCAACAUCAGGCAGGAUGUCCCUGCAUAUAUGCUGUGUGGUUUUGACCGUUCUUCUGUAUAUGAGAGUCUCUUUACCAACCAAACAAAACCUGAAACCAGGAACUAGUACCAUUUAUUCAUACCACAAGUUUCUCAUUCAAUCACUGGAUGGUCAACAGAGCUGCGUCUUUCCAACUGAUGUCUGUGGUAAAUGAGUUCAUAGGCACUGUGGGCCCACGGACUACUGCCUGUUCUGAUUCACUAUAAGGAUGACAUUAAAGGGCGAUGCAGUGGACUUUAAAAGCUGCUCCUGCCCUGACUGUGUUACGUCUCCCUCCAUCACUGCCUCCCACUGACCAUGCAGGUUCUUCAGAUCGUCAAAGAGUUGGUGUCUCCAUCCAGACGCAGAGCAGCAGCAAGAUUUGGAGCGUCUAAUUCUGAGCAGAGCGCAGAGGUGAAACUUGACCAGGAACGAGCCGAGAUUGUUGCUAAAUAUGACAAGGGUAAAGAAGCCACAGUGGAGCCCUGGGAAGACACUGACUACCACCUGUACAAGGUCAUCGACCGCUUUGGCUUCGUCCAUCGAGAUGAACUUCCAUCCUAUGACUCGGUGGAGCAAAAGCAAAAGCACAUCGAGAUUGAAAGAAGCAGCAAAUGGUUGAAGAUGUUGAAAAGUUGGGACAAAUAUAAGAACAGUGAGAAGUUGGUGAGAAGAGUCUAUAAAGGAAUUCCUCUGCAGCUGCGGGGAGAGGCCUGGUGCCUGCUGCUUGAUAUUCCCAAAAUCAAAGAAGAGAAGAAAGACUUCUAUGAGAAGCUAAAAGCACGAGCGCGGGGUCUCUCUCCUGACAUCAGACAGAUCGACCUGGACGUCAACAGAACCUACAGGGAUCACAUCAUGUUCAUGCACCGCUACGACGUCAAGCAGCAGGCUCUUUUUCAUGUCCUCACUGCCUACUCCAUCUACAACACAGGGGUGGGUUACUGGGAGGGUGUGGAUAGAUCCUUGCUUUGCUGCUUACUGCUCAUCUACAUGAACGAAGAAGACGCUUUCUGGGCUCUGGUCAAACUGCUUUCUGGACACAAACACGCCAUGCAUGGAUUUUUUGUUCCCGGUUUCCCGAAGUUGAUCCGUUUCCAGGAUCAUCACGAUCGUAUCAUGAAGAAGAUGAUGCCCAAACUGAAACAACACUUGGACAACCAGGAAGUUUACACCAAUCUUUACACCAUGAAGUGGUUCUUUCAGUGUUUCCUGGACAGAACGCCGUUCACGCUGACUCUCAGAAUUUGGGACAUUUACAUCCUGGAAGGAGAACGUGUCCUUCCUGCCAUGUCCUACACCGUCCUCAAACUGCACAAAAAACAUCUGAUGAAGUUGUCCAUGGAGGAGCUGGUGGAGUUUCUUCAAGUCUCUUUGUCCAAAAACUUCUACCUGGAGGACGACGUGGUGAUUGAGCAGCUGCAGGUGUCGAUGACGGAACUGAGGAAAGCCAAGCUGGACAUGCCCGCUCCAGGUAACGAGGACGAGUUCCCUAAAAAGCCUCUGGGCCAACUUCCUCCACAGCUGACCACCGCAGCAGCAGGAGUGUCAGCCAACCACGUGGCCAACGGUCAGAGCCACACUGAGCCUGCGGAUCCUCCCGAAGAGCUGCGUUCGAUGCCAGAAGGAUGUGAUGAGAGUAGACCGCCGAGUCGGCCCCGCAGCGACUCGCUGGACAAACCGUUGGGUCAGCCUGUGACUGAUGAAAGGGACGCUCGGUCCAGGGAAUCUGGAGAAAUUUCCCACAUGCGGCAGAAGGCGUCGCCACCUGAACGACAGGGAACGUCUGUGUCAGUAAUGAACGACAGAGCAAAACCUCCAAGUAACGCAACCGCCAACCACAACUCUAACGCCGUCUUGAGCGCCCAGAGAGACAUCGCCCCCCGCUGGUACAAACCCUCAGAGACGAAGCUGGAAGCAGCGAAGGCCGCAGCCGCCCGAGACGUUCAGCGGAGCAGAACAGCAUCACCGGUUCCUUCCAGUCCAGACGACGCAGGGCUUUCACACAAACGGCCGCGCUCCAGGGGCUUCGUUCCUGGAUCCAACCGAGGUUCCAACGCCUCACAGUAUGACAAUGUACCAGGUCUUCUAGAGCAGAACUUUGAGAUUCUGGACCUGGAAAGACCGCCGUCCAGAAUGAGGACCCCACGUAGUGGGACGCCCCACAGUAUGUCGUCUCUUCAACAAAGUAGUCCAACUCAUGGUCCCAGAUACCCGGUUCCUCCUCAGUAUUUUCACAGCAGCCCAGCAGGGGGCGGUGUGAACCAGUUCCAAAGUCCUCCCAGGCAACCAUCACCCAACAGAGGCAAGACUGAGGUUCCCAUCUUUCAUGCGGUCUAUGGCAUGAAUGUGGACCACGACAGACUCUAUGUCCCCCCUCCCAGGAUUGGCUACGCCACCACGCAGCACCGUUCAGGUAGAUAUUCCCCGGAAAAGCCUCUCAUGAACAACUCCUUCGCUACUUACCGCAGACAGGCGGCACAACCCCAGAUAGCACGGCAUCCACAGGCCUACGCUGCCAUGGACGGCAGGUUUGACGGACCGCCAGAAGUCAUCCCCAAGCACCAGCACUACAGCCAAUCACAGCAAGUUGUCGACAAUGUUAUAUGGACAUCGGAGGACAGACGUCCAACCCUUCAGCCGAUGUCGCCAAGCGAAAUGCCGCGUUCGCCUAGCUUCCAGCAGGCACAAAUGUCUCCACUAGAGCAGUUCACAUUCCCGGCAGACGCCAAUGCUCUGCUCUCGUACAGAAUGCAGUUACAGGAGCGACAGGCCAUUGUACGCCAACAGCUCCCCCAGGUGUUUAGAGAGCCACACUACAGGCACGCGCCGGAGGCAUUCACUAUGCAGGACUCGAUGCUGCUGUGACCCGUUUGGAUCAGUUUGGAAAAUAAACUGUUAACUUUAAAGUCACCAACACUGGGCUAACUCUCUGACAAGCGUUAGCUUCAUUACGACCUGGUUUUUGUUCUUUAUAUGUACAGAUUGGACGCAACUGCCCAGGACGUUUUUACUGAUUGAUUUAUAAUAGAUGGAAAAAAAAAAUCAGUAGAUAAAUUGACUGAGAAUUUAUUUUAUUUUUUGGAUGUAAAUCAUUAAGAGUCUGAAAUGUACAGAAGAUUUCCAGUGCAUAUAUUGAGUUUUUAUGAAAGAAAGAAAAUAUUCUCCUGACCUGCAUUUAUGUUAAGUCUUUAUUUUUAAAUGUUACAUAUAUUUACAGUAGAGAUGGGUUUACUCUAUUUUCGUGUGAAUGUUUUUACUCAGAAAGAUAAUUGGACCACAUUAUGUAAUUUAAAAUCUAAGUCACUGCAGGGUUUUUUUUUUUUUCAAUGCAACAUCCAUGUACACGGAAGAGGUUUUUUUUUUCUUCUUCUUCUUAUUCUUGUGAAUUAAAGGGAAAUUUGACAUUUGAACACAUGGUUGAACAAGGUACUGUCAGUAGAAUAGUAAGCCAAACAUUCUCAUAUUUUUAGAACUUGUUCAUGUCAUGUUCACAGAUUAGGUUUCUCAUUUAAUGACUCCGUUAGAAAAACAGCAAAACAAAACUGUUUAUCUGACGUGCAAUACAUUUCUGUAACAGCCGAAGGAGAAAAUGUCAAUGCGUACAUAUAAUCUUAAGGAGUCAUUUUAUAUCAUUUUCUAAUUAGAGGUUAAACUCUAAAAACUAGUGUUCAUAUUAUUUGAUUUUAGUGGCUAAUAUAUAUAUAUAUAUAUAUAUAUACACACACGAAUGUCUGAUAUUAUCUUUUUUGCCGAUAUUGUCCAAACACUUAAUUUCCGACCUCAACCAAUACAUGCAGCCCCCAGAACUGUAGUAAACGCCUCUGGGCCCCUGCAAAUGAUUCCAGCCUAUUUGGCAAAACACAGGCCUUGGGUUAUCAGGUUUUCAUUAUUGGAGCAAAAACCAAUAACGAUUCUUACUCAUAUUACAUAAUUAUGCUAAUAUCAGGCUGACGGAUAUUAUCAGACAUCCCUAAUAUA
Messenger RNA from Cynoglossus semilaevis (tongue sole), 4934 nucleotides. It is a transcript of the gene usp6nl, whose product is annotated as USP6 N-terminal like. Gene Ontology annotation, molecular function: GTPase activator activity; small GTPase binding. Lineage: Eukaryota; Metazoa; Chordata; Actinopteri; Pleuronectiformes; Cynoglossidae. The record is from RefSeq and is a predicted model, not a curated record. Gene Ontology annotation, biological process: regulation of GTPase activity.